Messenger RNA from Hyla sarda, 1353 nucleotides. It is a transcript of the gene FHL3, whose product is annotated as four and a half LIM domains 3. Gene Ontology annotation, cellular component: nucleus; Z disc; stress fiber. Lineage: Eukaryota; Metazoa; Chordata; Amphibia; Anura; Hylidae. Gene Ontology annotation, biological process: actin cytoskeleton organization. The record is from RefSeq and is a predicted model, not a curated record. Gene Ontology annotation, molecular function: actin binding; transcription coregulator activity. The transcript is spliced from 6 exons. Bases 173 to 1012 code for a protein of 279 amino acids.
GAGGGGCGGAGGCAGAGCUGCUUAGGACACAACUCUGCACCUCACACCGUUCCUCAGGAAUGAGGCCAGUCCCGGGCUCUUAGUCAUUUCCUCUCAGCAGUUACACGCACGGCUCUCGGAGUGGCUUCUCUGCGGCUUAUCCUCCUCUCAGGAUUACAGAACCACUACAAAAAUGAGUGAACCAUUUGACUGUGAUAGCUGUAAGGAGUCUUUGUAUGGAAGGAAGUAUAUCCAAAUGGAAGAAGGUCCUUACUGUAUACCAUGCUACGACAGCCUGUUUGCCAACACAUGUGAUGAAUGUAAAGAGCUUAUUGGCCACGAUUCAAGGGAGCUCUAUUACGAAGAUCGUCAUUACCAUGAGAACUGUUUCCGGUGCUUCCGAUGUGAACGAUCUCUGGCUGAUGAACCCUUCACGUGCCAAGACGAAGAACUACUGUGUAAUGACUGUUACUGCAAUGAGUUCUCCUCCAAGUGUGUCAGCUGUGAAAAGACAGUCAUGCCAGGAUCACGCAAAUUGGAAUACAAUGGACAGACCUGGCAUGAGCAUUGUUUCAUAUGCAAUAAUUGUAAACAGCCCAUUGGCUCUCGCUCAUUUAUUCCUGAUAAGCAGGACCAUUAUUGCAUCCCAUGUUAUGAGAGCAAGUUUGCACCUCGCUGUACACAUUGCAAAAAGUCACUGACUAAAGGAGGCAUAACCUACCGGGAUGAGCCAUGGCACAAGGAAUGUUUUGUCUGUACUGGGUGUAAGACCCAGUUGGCUGGUCAGCAGUUUACCUCGCAGGAUGAGAAGCCUUACUGUAUCAAGUGUUUUGGAAAUUUAUAUGCCAAAAAAUGCUUUGGAUGUACUAAACCUAUCACAGGUUUUGGUGGCGGUAAGUAUGUCUCCUUUGAAGACAAACACUGGCAUCACAACUGCUUCAACUGCUCCCGAUGCUCAUGCUCCCUGGUAGGGAAAGGAUUUAUUCCAGAUAAUGAGGACAUUUUGUGCCGUGACUGCAACAGUGACCUAUAAACUUCUCAAGUGGAUACCAUAUAGCUGCACCACUGUGUACCCCUUCAUUUGUCAGGAAUCAAUGUAAACCUAUGGAGCUACAGGCUUUAUCCCCUCAUAACAGGCUUGUGGACUGCACAGUAAUUUUUGUGUCCUUAUAACAGCGUUUGACACUUCAGUAUACGUCUGUUUUGCCUAACUUUUUUCAUUGCUGGAGUGCAUUGGCUCCUUGAGUUUGGAUUUUGCAGCAAAUAGCGCAAGUAUUUUUCAGCAGUUACAAGACAUGUUUUGUAAUUUAAGUAUUCUUAUUCUUGUUGUAUAAAAAUUUAAAAUCAUUGUAUAAUAAAAAAAAAAUCUUAAGA